Molecule: messenger RNA, 1428 nt
Organism: Meloidogyne enterolobii
Lineage: Eukaryota; Metazoa; Nematoda; Chromadorea; Rhabditida; Meloidogynidae
Source: the annotation of a GenBank genome assembly
AUGGUUGAUGACAUUGAACCACCUAAACCUACCCCUAUAUUUGGAAAUGGGACAUCAUUGGUAACUAAUGGAAUUAACAAUUCUUCAUUAGCUGCACUUAUGCAUUCAAAUAUUCAAUCAUCGUCUUCAACUACAGCGGGUCCAAGUUCUUUAUUUCUCGGAACUCCUCUUUCUACAAUGCUUCUUGCGAGUAAUCAACAACAACAGCAAAGCUCUGGAAGUAGUUCUAGUAGUGUUGGUGGAGGAAUGGGGUCCUCUGGAUGUAAUGGAAGGUUACAACCUAGACAAAGAAGAAAAGUUCCUGAUGGCGAACUGUGUGCUGUAUGUUCGGACAAAGCAACAGGCUAUCAUUAUGGUGUUGCAAGUUGUAAUGGUUGUAAAACAUUUUUCCGAAGGACAAUAGUUUCUGAACAUAGUUUUGUUUGUCAAUAUAAUGGAAGUUGUGAUGUUACUAGAAAUGUUAGAUGUGCUUGCAGGCAUUGCAGGUUUCAAAAAUGUGUUGCCGUCGGGAUGGACGCCAGAGCCAUACAAAAUGAUCGAGACAGAAUUGGCCCAACAAAGAAGAUGCGUUUAUCUUCUGGCGGGGCUGUUGAGGGUAGAAAACGCAGUUCUGUCGAUGAGGAUCAACUUUCUGUGGCUUCUUUAUCACCACAAAUGAGACAACAAGACGGGAAAUUGUUGGAACAUAUUGUUGCAAUGUAUAUAUUUUUUGUUUUUGGGAGAAGUAAAAAACGGCUUUGAUUUGUGUUCAUUCAAAAAUUUUGAUAUGUUGGGAAAAUUUCUAGUUUCCAAUGUCCGGCUUACGAGUUGAGAUUCGAACUCACUGAAUGAAUCCCCGUUUGUUAAUAUCUGGAUGCAAAUCAAGGCUACAAAUUUCUUUCUAUCCUACCAAGAACGUAGCCAGGGAGGCUUCUGGUUCAUUCAGAAGGGGCUAUAGCAUGGCUGGGCGAAAUUAAAAAAUAAAAUGCGAAACUUUAAAAAAAUAAAAAGUGAAAUGCGAAACUUCGCGCUAGAAAAGCGAAAGAUGCUAUAGCCUCUCCCCCGAACUGGCUACACCCUUGUACCCUACAAACCUUUAACAUACAAUUCCUCAUUAAAUAUUCAGAACACCUCAUCAUUGCCAUUACUUUUAAAAAAAUUUAAAAUUCAUAAUUAUUUUAGAGAAAACCUUUGUAAUGUUCUUCGCAAUUGCUGUCUUGAAGAAAGCAAAGGUGUGAGAGAAACAUUGACACAGCCUUCAUUACUUUUUCAAGCACAAAACUUACGAAAAGAUGUCAAUACAAUUUUUAAAGACCUUUAUCCAGCUUCCAUGAAUGAUAUCCAAAUGUGGAAUAUUAGGGAGCUCAGGCUUUGUUUGGAAUGGGCUAAGACUUUUGAUGAAUUUCAACGACUUUCUGACAAUGACCAAGUUUGUUUUUAUAUUAAGCG